CAUUUUGGUGGAAAGUUUGGAAUUUCUCAGUCAGUCGCCGGGAGGAGGCGGAAGGUGGAGCGGGCGGGAAAAGAAACCCACAGAGGGAGAGAGAGAGAGAGAGAGAAAAAAAGUCAGCGGGGCUCGCCUGGCGCCGUGACAGGAAUCAUCGGGCCGUGCGGCUGGAGCUGAGGGCGGCGGUGGAUCACACCCCCCCCCUUCCUCCUCGGGACGGCCUCUGGAACUUGAACCCCCGACCCUGAGGAGCGGGUCACACACGGUCGGGGUCGCAGUGGGGAAGGGGGGGGGGGGAGAAAGCCGCAGUUCCCAAGGGGAAGGGGGGUUUAGGCGGAUAAGACUUGGAGGGGGUGGGCCGCUAACGCCGCCCCCUCCCUAUCCCCUGAGGGGAAAGUAUCAGGGAACCCUGCUGGAGUUUCCUCGCACUUUUGAAUGGGAGCAACUGGCUUCGGGCGCCGGUGAGUUCCGGACGGGCAGCCGAUCGGGACCGGGACCGGGACCAAGUGGCGAGGAAAGAGAGGAGUCAUUUCUCCUCCAGUCACCUUGAGAAACUGGGACACUGACCGGCGAAGAUAAAGAGUUCCUGACUCGCCGUAUCCCGACUGAGUGUAAAGAGAAGGUGGCUCUUGUGGAUGUUUAGUUUAAAAGUCAGGAAUGUGGUCUUGAGACACUAAACUGGUCAGAGGUGAAAGAUUACCUUUUUUUUUAAAAAAAAAGAAACAUUUUAACCAAGUCGGCUCAAGCUCGCUUUAAAGGUUAUCGAAUUACUAGUGAAACUAGUCGCCUCAUUUUAUUGGGGUGGGGAAUUUGGAACCUCACCAAGAAUUUUUAAAGCACUGGAGAAAGGAAACUAUCAUCAACUUCUACAGAAUAAUUUAGAAGUGACAAUUGAGGGAAUUGCCAGCUAGAGGGGGAAACACGGCAGCAAGAGGAUGCCAAUCCGUAAGCAAGAUGCUCAGCGAGCUCUGAAGCUCCUGGAGAAUUAUCGUGCCAAGCUGGGUAAGACUGAGGACCGUCAGCUCCGUGCGUCCAUCGAGAGAGUCAUCAAUAUAUUCCGGAGCAACCUCUUCCAAGCGUUAAUAGAUAUUCAGGAAUUUUAUGAGGUAUCAUUGCUGGAUAAUCAACCAGUUCUUCCUCAAAAAGCCACUGGCAUUGUUCCAGCUGUCCAUAACUGGGAUAUUUCUAGCCUUCCAAGCACAACUGUUACAUCGGAAUCGCUUCCCAUCAGCCUUAGCCCUAAUGCAGAGAAGUAUCGUUAUCAAGAUGACGAUGCAUCUCCACAAGAACACAGUUCUCCGCAGAUUAGCAAUGACAUGAAGGGCCCGGAACUUGUACAUGUGUCAGAGAAGAACCUCUCUCAGAUCGAGAACAUUCAUGGUUUUGUUUCUCAGUCACAUAUAUCUCCAAUGAAGCAGAUAGAGGCUACUCCUCCCUCUACUCCUGUAAUCCCUGUGAUCCCUGUUAUGCCAGUCCCCGCUGAAGCCAGUGUCUUCUCGUCUGACAGUCAACAGGCUAAUCCACCUCCUGUUGUGGUGAAUACAGAUAGUUUGGAGUCUCAGCCUUACGUCAAUGGUACUGAUACAGACUAUGAAUAUGAAGAAAUCACGCUGGAAAGGGGAAAUUCUGGCCUCGGAUUCAGCAUUGCAGGUGGUACUGAUAAUCCACACAUUGGUGAUGAUCCAAGUAUAUUCAUUACAAAAAUCAUUGCAGGAGGUGCAGCUGCACAGGAUGGAAGACUGCGGGUGAAUGACUGCAUCCUUCGAGUAAAUGAUGUAGAUGUAAGGGAAGUAACACACAGUAAAGCAGUAGAAGCUUUAAAAGAGGCCGGAUCGAUUGUGAGAUUAUACGUGCGGAGAAGGAAACCAGUCACAGAAAAAAUCUUAGAGAUAAAGCUAGUUAAAGGGCCAAAAGGUCUUGGUUUCAGUAUAGCUGGAGGUGUAGGAAACCAGCACAUUCCAGGAGAUAACAGCAUCUACGUAACCAAAAUCAUUGAAGGAGGGGCAGCACAUAAAGACGGCCGGCUGCAGAUAGGCGACAAAAUUCUGGCAGUCAACACAACCAGUCUAGAUGAAGUUACCCAUGAAGACGCAGUGACGGCUUUAAAAAACACAGCAGAAGUGGUAUAUUUGAAGGUUGCAAAGCCAACCAGCAUGUAUGUGCAUGAUGGGUAUGCACCUCCAGACAUCACCAAUUCCUACUCCCAACUGGAAAACCAUAUUACGCCAUCAAACUAUUUAGGGAGUACAGAAUACAAGCAGUCUCUUCCUCCGUCAUCGCCAGGCAGAUACUCCCCAAUUACUAAAGUCGUGGGUGAUGAUGAAAUGACCAGGGAGCCCAGAAAAGUGGUUUUACAUCGAGGAUCCACAGGACUAGGCUUUAACAUCGUUGGCGGUGAAGAUGGAGAAGGAAUUUUUAUCUCCUUCAUAUUGGCAGGAGGCCCAGCUGACCUGAGUGGUGAACUAAGAAAAGGAGACAGGAUCAUUUCGGUGAAUGGUAUUGACCUGCGGAGUGCUACCCAUGAGCAGGCAGCAGCAGCACUGAAAAAUGCCGGCCAAGCAGUCACUAUUGUGGCACAGUACAGGCCAGAAGAAUACAGCAGAUUUGAAGCCAAAAUCCAUGACCUACGGGAGCAGAUGAUGAACAGCAGUAUCAGCUCGGGAUCAGGGUCACUGCGCACCAGCCAGAAGCGGUCCCUCUAUGUCAGAGCUUUGUUUGAUUACGACAAGACCAAAGACAGUGGUCUCCCAAGCCAAGGCCUUAAUUUCAGUUUUGGCGAUAUCCUUCAUGUGAUCAAUGCAUCAGAUGAUGAGUGGUGGCAGGCUCGACAGGUAACACUGGAUGGUGAGAGUGAGGAAAUCGGAGUGAUCCCAAGCAAACGAAGAGUUGAGAAGAAAGAACGGGCCAGGUUAAAGACAGUGAAAUUCAAUUCAAAAUCAAGAGAUAAAGGGCAGUCAUUCAAUGACAAGCGUAAAAAGAACAUCUUUUCCCGAAAAUUCCCCUUCUACAAGAGCAAGGAGCAGAGUGAGCAGGAAACCAGUGAUCUUGAACAGCAUGUAACCUCUAAUGCCAGUGAUAGUGAAAGUAGUUACCGUGGUCAGGAAGAUUACGUCCUUUCGUAUGAACCCGUUGGCCAACAGGAGGUCCGUUACUCUCGACCAGUUAUAAUUCUGGGACCCAUGAAAGAUCGAAUUAAUGAUGAUCUAAUCUCGGAGUUUCCAGACAAGUUUGGAUCAUGUGUUCCACACACGACCAGACCAAAGCGUGAUUAUGAAGUUGAUGGUCGAGACUAUCAUUUUGUCACAUCUAGAGAACAAAUGGAAAAAGAUAUUCAAGAUCACAAAUUUAUUGAAGCUGGACAGUACAACAAUCACCUUUAUGGAACCAGUGUGCAGUCUGUGAGAGAAGUAGCAGAAAAGGGUAAACAUUGUAUACUGGAUGUAUCAGGAAAUGCUAUUAAGAGACUUCAAAUAGCCCAGCUGCAUCCAAUUGCUAUCUUCAUCAAACCAAAAUCAGUUGAAAAUAUCAUGGAAAUGAAUAAGCGUCUAACAGCAGAUCAAGCAAGGAAAACUUUUGACAGAGCCAUGAAACUUGAACUGGAAUUUACUGAACACUUCACAAGUAUUGUGCAGGGAAAUUUACUGGAGGAGAUUUACACCCAGGUGAUACAGAUUAUUGAAGAACAAUCCGGGCCUUACAUCUGGGUUCCAACCAAGGAGAAACUGUGAAGUCAUGUCAUAAACAUUAUCCAUUGUGCGUGAUGGCUCUGGAUCCCCUUCGACAGGAUUAAUUCAUUCCUGUGAUCACAGAUCUCUCUUUCUUUGUGUGUCAUGAAAAGUGAUUUGUCUUUCAACUGGGGGCAUUCACAUCUCUUUUUUUUUGUGAAAAUUGCUUGUACGUGAUACUCGAUUAAAAUUACCACCAUUGUUUUAUUUACAUGAAGGGGCAAGGCCAGACUAGCUGAUGAAGGGAGAUUCUAUGGUACAGUUCCUUAAUGUUUAAGGGCAACAAAUCUUCAGCAAUUUUCAGAAAAAGCUUUAUAUAUAUUUUUCUUUUAAAAAUAAACAAAGGGAAAGUAAUCUUCAUGUGUAGCAUUGGACUUGGAAAAUAAUAAUUCUAAGCAGCUUUUUGCACGGUGAAUUUUGGAAGCAUGGUUUGGCAGUGGAAAUCCUGGCGGCUUUAUUGUUGUCCCAAUUACCUGCCCAGGCUAUUGGGAGUUCUUUUAAUUCUUCCUUUCUGUGCUGGUUAAGUGAGUCCCAUAUACAUUGAACAAAUUAUAAAUCCACAUCAGACUUUCAUGUGCAAAGGAAUUUUUAAUCACUUUACAGAGAUUCUUCAAUAGACCAUGCUUUUAGUUUUAUUUUUCCUUUUGCCAGAUGAAAUGCACGAUAAAUAAAUGUUUAUAUUGAAUGCCGAUUAGAAUGUGUUCCUAUGAUACUGCGCAUAUUACUUUCAAUUUUGCAGAGAAUCUACUUUUAUGAAUUUGAUUAUUGAGGGUGGGAGGGGAAGCAAAGAGAAACCAGUGAAUAUAGUGACUAUUUUAAUUGAUAACUGACUUGAUUUUCAAUAGGACUUUUUGAAUAAGGAUGUUCUGGGCAAUGCAGUGAUUAUGAAUAAGGAAGUGGAACUGACUGAGGAACAGAGCUGAAACCUAAUCAUGACUAUUUGUAAUGGGCUGUAAGAUUUGAGAUUUUAAGAUAUAUAAUAAUUAACCCUCAGUAACUAUGUAUUUUGAUAUAAAUUAUCAACUAUAUUAAGCAUACUUUUAACAAAAUACAUUAUAUAACUUACCAGGAAUAUAUAUUUUUUUUGCUUUUAACCAUUUCAUCCAUGAAUGUUUUCUUUACUUUCCAAGUAGGUGUGAAUUAGUUUUCCCAUCUUUAUAACCAUUGUGGAUUAUACAGGGAAUGUGAUGGUGGGGGUAUAAAAUGGUAUUUUAAAAAUAAGUGCAAGAAAUAAAUCAAAAGAGCCAGUUCUCUUCUACCCCCACUCCACCCCUGAAAGUUCUGUGUGAGAUUCUUCAAAGUGAUGUGCAUGUUUUCAAAACAUUAAAGGCAACUCUAAAUAAAUUUUUACAUUUCCUGUAUGUUUCCAAGUGGGAAUUGCAAAGAUGUCAUAUCUUCCACUGUAGCUCUCAAUCAGACUUUUACAUGCUUUGUUUUGGGAGAAUUUAUUUUAGCAAUUAUAAGGUAUGUUCUCAAAUGAAGCUCUAACACUACAUUAUUAGAUUAACUGCCUGGUACCUGACCUUUGCUAGUAAUUUGGAGAUGACUUGUUUUAUAUAGGAAUAAUGUGCUUACAAGCAGUUCAGUACACAUGACCUUCUGGUGCUGCAGUUUGUACAGACUCAUCUAUAUCCAUUCCAUUGUCAAAAGAGGGGAACAGCUAAUAAAAUUUAAUGUACAAUUUA
Molecule: messenger RNA, 5404 nt
Organism: Pristis pectinata (smalltooth sawfish)
Lineage: Eukaryota; Metazoa; Chordata; Chondrichthyes; Rhinopristiformes; Pristidae
Product: disks large homolog 1-like
Exons: 25
Coding region: 930-3722 (930 amino acids)
Biological process (GO): chemical synaptic transmission; neurotransmitter receptor localization to postsynaptic specialization membrane
Cellular component (GO): neuromuscular junction; neuron projection; postsynaptic density membrane
Molecular function (GO): kinase binding
Source: RefSeq, a predicted model, not a curated record